Phasianus colchicus (ring-necked pheasant) is the source of this 492-nucleotide messenger RNA. The record is from RefSeq and is a predicted model, not a curated record. Lineage: Eukaryota; Metazoa; Chordata; Aves; Galliformes; Phasianidae.
AGGCACAAAUAGGGCCGGGGGCCUUUUGGGGCGCAGCCUUUAGGCUGGAGGAAACCAAUCGCCCCCCCUCCCCCAAAAAAAAGCCACCUCCCCAAAAUCUACCAAGCGCUGCUCAUGUCGGCCACCUUCAACCCCGACGUGGACGCCCUGAAGGAGUUGGUGCUGCACAACCCGGUGGCGGUGCAGCCGCAGGAGCCGCGCCUGCCGGGCGCCGGGCAGCUGCAGCAGUUGGUGGUGCGGUGCGAGGUGGAGGAGGACAAAUUCCUGCUGCUUUACGCCCUGCUGAAGCUGGCGCUGCUGCGGGGCCGGGCGCUGCUCUUCGUCAGCGGCAUCAGCCGCUGCUACCGCCUCAAGCUCUUCCUGGAGCAGUUCGGCAUCCCCGCCUGCGCGCUCAAUGCAGAGCUGCCCGCGCGAUCCAGGUACGGGGGGCACGGGGGUGGGGGCAAGGAUGGGCACGUGAAUGGGGGCGCAGGGAUGGGGGCAGGGGUGGAG